GGGCAACACUGAGAGGGAGUUUAUAAGGACGUCUGGCGGUCAUAGCAACUGGGGAGUGUUGGGAAAGGAGUUUAAGAAAAAAAGGGAAAUCAGAUGGACAAAUUUGACAUAAAAAGUGUCUGAAUACGGACUUGGGGAGAGAGAUAUGGGCUGUAAAUGCCUUAGGGAAUGUUUCCAAAACCUGGAGUAGAGGUUUGGUCAGACUGCACUACAUGCUUAACAGAUCUGUGUGAGUGUUUAGUGGAGCAGAAAAGUGGGACAUGUGCAGAUGCUUUGUGAGUUGUAUGAUGUAGAUAUGGAGAAAUUGUUAGUGAUGGUCAGAGAGACUGGACGGUGAUGGGGAAUAUAUAAAAUAUUAAGUUGGAAGACAGGGAAAGGAAGUGAUGGGUAAGGCUCUUUUUAGUGUUAGAAGUGUAACAAUAGUGUAGGUGUAGGCUGUGACCGGCCUCACACUCCUGCACAGUGGGUGGCGCUGUAUGCACAGUUAGCUACCAUACAGUUACAAAACUAAAAGAAGAAGAUCUAUUACCUCUGUGCUCGGUUGGUAAGGUCUGUGUAUUUUCUAUGGCUGCAUUUAUUUUGGAGCCAAAACAAAUCGGUUAGGUUUCAUUGUUUAACUGUUAGUGGCUAAACGGAAAUUCGCCGCUAAUGUUAGUAUGGAGAAGAAAAAGAAGUUUAAUAUCAAUUUGGACGAUUCCGUUUUCACAAAAGAAAGAAGUCCGGUGAAGUCCUUGUUUAAACCUUCCUCUAAAAGCAGCGAUGGAAACCCGUCAGUAGGCGAGUCCACUGCGCACGCAGCGUCAUCCGUUGGCCAACCGCUGUCCUACGCGGAGUUUGUUGUCCAGAGCAAGCGUCAGGCACCCCAGCAAGCCACCAGUCUCCCUGAGAGAGGCGACCUACCGAGGGCGGCAAUGGGGGAAGAGGCGGCCAUGGGGGGAGAGGCAGCCAGAGACGAACACAGGGAGCCAGAUUCCCGAGGGGGAAGCUCAGGAGAUCCCAUGGGGUCCACAGAGCCAGUAAAGCCCCAGGGGAAGACCAAGGAGGCGGAACCACAGGCCCCUCUGGAGGGGGUCUUACGAGGAGAGGAGGAGCAAGGAGGAGGUCAGAGGUCAGAAGCUGCUCCCAACAGCGCCCCCAAACUGCUUGGGACAGGGAGCAGCAUCAUUGUUAGUCCCAGACAGAGAGGGAACCCCAUCCUGAAGUUUGUGAGGAGCGUACCGUGGGAGUUUGGAGAGGUGGUGCCGGACUACGUCCUGGGACAGACCACCUGCGCCCUGUUCCUCAGUCUGAGGUACCACAGCCUGAACCCAAACUACAUCCACGAGCGUCUCAAACUGCUGGGGCAGUCCUUCAUGCUGCGGAUCGUUCUGCUGCAGGUGGACGUGAAAGACCCCCACCACGCUCUGAAGGAGCUGGCCCGCAUCUGCAUCAUGGCUGACUGCACCCUCAUCCUGGCCUGGAGCCCAGAGGAGGCUGGCCGUUACCUGGAGACCUACAAGUCCUACGAGAAGAAGCCCGCCGACCUGCUGAAGGAACACGUGGAGAAGGACUUCCUCUCCAAGGUGACUGACUGUCUGACCACUAUCAAGUCUGUCAACAAGACCGAUGCCAUGACCCUUCUCGCCACGUUUUCUACCAUGGAAGGGAUCAUGAAUGCCUCUAAAGAGGAGCUGGAACUGUGCCCUGGCCUUGGACCACAGAAGGCUCGGAGGCUGCACGACACCCUCCACCAGCCCUUCCUUAAAUCCAGGAAGGCUGACGCGUAGGGCCAGCAGCCAAUCUGAGUUCCCAAGAGUGGCAUUUCCCCACCCACCGCAGUGCUCGGCCAAUGAGGAUCCGUUGCUGGCAUGUUCCUGGAGGUCUGAUUGGACACAGCGCUGAUCUGAUGCCCUGUGUGAUCUGUGGCUUCAGUGAAACCGGGAGUGCAGAGGACUUCAAAGAUAACCAAAACUUCUGACUUUGCUUAUAUGUAUCUGUGGAGAUUCAUUUCCUGCCAAUGAAAUUAAAUUAUUUGUUUUUAAUCUUGUAAA
Molecule: messenger RNA, 2030 nt
Organism: Conger conger (European conger)
Lineage: Eukaryota; Metazoa; Chordata; Actinopteri; Anguilliformes; Congridae
Gene: ercc1
Product: excision repair cross-complementation group 1
Exons: 9
Coding region: 657-1766 (369 amino acids)
Biological process (GO): nucleotide-excision repair; UV-damage excision repair; mitotic recombination
Cellular component (GO): nucleotide-excision repair factor 1 complex; ERCC4-ERCC1 complex; nucleus
Molecular function (GO): single-stranded DNA binding; damaged DNA binding
Source: RefSeq, a predicted model, not a curated record